Molecule: messenger RNA, 1329 nt
Organism: Dromaius novaehollandiae (emu)
Lineage: Eukaryota; Metazoa; Chordata; Aves; Casuariiformes; Dromaiidae
Product: MARVEL domain-containing protein 3-like
Exons: 4
Coding region: 156-1148 (330 amino acids)
Cellular component (GO): membrane
Source: RefSeq, a predicted model, not a curated record
GCCUCCGCUCCCGUCCCGUCCCGUCCGGGCGCUGCUGCCGGGGGCGGCCGGGCCACGGGGCUGCGCUCGCAGAGGCGGCGGCGGCGGCGGCGGCGGUUCGGUGCGGUGCGGUGCGGAAGCUAUUUCAGCAAGAAAGAACACAUGUAAGAGACAAGAUGUCUCAUGCUGGGGGACAAUACAAAGAUAAUCAAUGCAUGUACCACGAGAAUCGUGGAUCUGCGAGAUGUAAGGAGGACAGAAGAGCAAGGAAACCACACCCAUGCAAUGGAAGUUCAGCAGAAGACAUCCGGAGUGGUCAGCAUGCAAGGGCUUCCACCAUUUCCUCCGACACUUACCAUAAAACCUCGGGAGCAGCACAGGAGUACUUUGACCCACCACUGCAAUGUUAUCCUUCCAAGGAAACCUUGUGGAUGAAGUGUUCAAAGGUAUGCACAACAAGAGGCAUUUUGAAGUUUGUGGAAAUCACAAUUAAUCUCCUGGUGCUGAUUUGCAUAGGUGCUGCCCAAGCCUCCCUUGCAGGCUUCACAUCCAUCGGUGGCUUGGGUGUUGGCUCCUUUAGCCUGAGCUCAGCCUACAGCCCCUUUGAGGGGACCGAGCUGCAGGAGGUGAGAGAGCUGGACAUGCAGUUCACUCAGAUGAGAGCCCCUUGCGUGUACGGCGGAGUAGCCUUCAGCUUAACGGCAAGCUCACUUACCCUCCUCUUCCUUGUUGUGGGGGCAAAACCCAUCCAACGCCUCACCAUGGGGCUGCUCACGGGCGAGUGUGCCUUCAACUUGCUGGCUGGCGUUGGGUACAUCAUGGCUGUUGGCCUCUACUUGCAUUUUGUUAUCCAGGUGAACUCGACGGAGGUUUGCAAGAAGCGGGAGAGGCUGUAUGCGCGCCGCGGUUAUACCUCCAUGAACUGUGUGGUCCAGGGCGGCGAUGCGGCUGUUGGCCUCUUUGGUGUCGCUGCUGCCUGUCUGUACUUUGCCAGCUUCGUGAUCUGCGUCCACACCGUUCAAACCGUCCAGGCUUUCCAGAGCCACGCCACCGAGGCUCAGGGCAGCCCUGAGAGCAGCCUCAGAGACAGAAGUGUCAGGGACCACCUUGUGGUCCGCAGGAGCUCCGAGAGGUCCCAUGGCGUCCAGGCUCUUGCCACAUUAGUGUAAGGUCAGCUUUGGGACUGUGACAGAGAAUAGCAGCUUCGGCAAGGGACAGACACUGGAUUUUAAAUGCUAAACAGGUAACCAGUCCAACCAUGUAUUGUGCAAGGAGGUGUCGAAUCACCAAAUGUAACGAUACUGCUGUAACAUGUAAUAAAAUAGACACUUUGAGAGGAAGUUUUAACAA